AGAUCAUUUUUCAGAUAGAAUAUAAAAAUGACUGAUACGAGAAAAGUAGGAGUCUUUGAAUUCUAUUGUCACUACAACAGGUUGAAAACAAAUGGCCAUGCAGAUCACAUUUCUAACUAUUUCUGUUGCAACAUUCCUACUGGCAGUUCCUUGCUAUGGAGACAGCUGUAUAUCAGGAAUAAAUCACAAAGCAGUGCCUGGUCCUGAACCAGGCAUGAGGGAGUGCAAACUGUAUUCUCAAUCUUCAUGUUGCUUUUCUAACUACACUGAGCAACUAGCUGUGUCCCCGGUCAUUAAGGUAGAUAAUACAUACUGGAACAGAUGUGGUCAACUGAGUUCAAGAUGUGAGGAGUAUAUGAAGAAAAUAGAUUGUUUCUACCAUUGUUCACCUCAUGCCUUCAACUGGAUCAAUCCCAAUAACUCAUAUUCAAUUGUUGCGGCUCCAAUCUGUCUGAGCUUUUGUGAUGACUGGUUUGCAGCCUGCAUAAAUGACCUGACCUGUGCUAGAAACUGGAUUUCUGAUUGGGAAUGGGACGAUCAUGGAAAUCACUGCAGAAACGAAUGUAUUCCAUACCAUCAGAUGUACAAGGAUGGAAAGGACCUCUGUAGUAAUAUGUGGGGUAUGACAUUCAAUGUGAUUACAUGCCCAUGUCACUGUCUGAUGAUGGAUGAUGAUGACAAUAAUAUGAUCCAACAUCUGAUCCACAAUAGAGGAACAGUAGCUCCAGCUGAAAGCCAUACAGAACUUCAGCAAGCACCUUUCUGUCAGCGGAGGCACAAAAAUAUGAAUGACAGGAAGAAUAAGAAAAAAGAAAUAAAGGGGACAAAAUAAUGAACAGACCAGAUGAAUGGCACAAUUCCUGUAUCCCCAUUCCACAGUAAAGAGCUGAUGCCACUGCUGCUGAUCAGGGAUUUACUUGAAGAAAAAGGAUUAAUGUUUUGAACAGCCAAAUGGACAAUAAAUUUGUCAAAUAAAGAUAACAAUAAACAUUUUUGAAAAAUCA
This is a messenger RNA of Stegostoma tigrinum, 1004 nucleotides long. Its product is annotated as riboflavin-binding protein. NCBI's taxonomy places the organism in Eukaryota, Metazoa, Chordata, Chondrichthyes, Orectolobiformes, Stegostomatidae. The coding region runs from base 92 to 832 and encodes 246 amino acids. Gene Ontology annotation, cellular component: external side of plasma membrane. The transcript is spliced from 8 exons. Gene Ontology annotation, molecular function: riboflavin binding; riboflavin transmembrane transporter activity; signaling receptor activity. The record is from RefSeq and is a predicted model, not a curated record.